AUGGAUGUGCUCAAGCUUAAGUUUGUGUUUGCCAUCUGCUGUGCUGGUGUAAUGUUGUCCCAGGCGUAUGGUUCCCAGAAACAAGGCGUCCGAGAUAACAAGGGCACCGAGUUCAUUUUGACGUUUACGGAAAACUUUCAGAGGAGUGAAAAUGAACCCGCGCUGUUCAUCACCACCCAGUCUGCCACACCGACCGACGUCACCAUCACACUGCCUGCUACCGGCCACACCACCACGGUUACGGCGACUAACGGGCAGGUGACAGAGGUGGACCUAUCCCGUACAGCCGUGGAGCUUCGAGGCAGCCGAAAGAGCAACAAGGCCGUCCACGUCACGUCAGCUGAAGAGAUUGUGAUUUACGGAGUGUUUGCUGAACAGGCCACGUCCGACGCCUACCUGGCCCUCCCGACAGACGUGUUGGGGACCGAGUACUUCGUCGCUUGUGCCACGGUCCAACGCUCGUGGAACGAACAUGGCCUUAGGGACUUGCCAAGUGAGUUUGGGGUCGUCGGAGUCUCUGACGGGACGACUGUUACUAUCAACCCUACCCAAGCCGUGACGUUCGGCGGGAACAACUACCCCGCAGGUCAGGACUUCACGGUCAGCCUGGACCGGUUUGAAACGCUUCAGGUACAAGCGACCGAAGACCUGACCGGGUCCAGGAUCACAUCCACCCAUCCGGUGUCCGUGCUGAGUGGAAACCUAUUCACCGUGGUAGGGAACAAUCAGCGAGGGUCUGGCGACUACAUUGUGGAGAUGAUCCCACCUGUGAACACCUGGGGGAAGGAGUUCGUCACCGCCCCGCUGGCACAACGGACCGCUGGCGACAUCUUCCGCGUUGUGGCUGCCAGGGACAACACACAGGUCACUGUAACCAAUCGACCCCCAGGAAAUCUGGGCGCAGGUGAUUUCUGGGAACUCGAGGCUGAUUCGACCGAGUUCUUGCACGUGAUCGCCAACGAACCAGUGCUGUUGGCACAAUACAGUAAAACAGCAUCUGCCGACAACACGAGCACCGACCCGUUCCUCAUGAUCAUCCCUCCUGUGGCCCAGUUUGAGGCAGAUUACACCUUUUCAACGAUUGACCUUGAAAAGAUUGACCACCCGACCAGUCAUCACGUUAAUCUGGUCAUACAGGCGGCUGACAAAGCUGGUCUCGUAUUCGAUGGACGACCGUUGCCAGGCACCACCGUGUGGCAUCCCGUACCGGGGACUACCUACCAAGCAACUGACCUGACUAUCUCGGCAGGCACACAUACAGCAAGCCACUCUUCUCCCGACACAACCUUCGGUCUCUACAGUUAUGGCUACACACUCUAUGAGUCGUAUGGCUAUCCAGGCGGCCUCCGACUGGACCAGAUCUCUGACAUUGACGAAUGUGCAACAGACAAGGGUGGGUGUACUCACAACUGCACCAAUGUCCCAGGAAGUUACAACUGUUCCUGCCGACAUGGCUAUGUGUUAAAGAUAGACAAGCAUGGCUGUGAAGACACAGACGAGUGUGCGGUCUCUAAUGGAGGAUGUGAGCAGACCUGCACCAACACUCCCGGUGGGUUCCUGUGUUCCUGUCAACACGGCUACACACUGAACCGGGAUGGUCUGGCUUAUGUAAACGAGUGCGAAGUGAGCCCAGGAAUCUGUGGAGGACGUGAUGUUCAAUGUGUCAACCUGAACGGAAGCUAUGACUGCAAAUGUUCCCCAGGCUUCAGCAUGGGAGCAGGAUGUGAAGAUGUAGAUGAAUGCUCCGGAAGGCACACCUGUCCAGAGAACGCCUUCUGUGUGAACCAACCAGGCUCGUACUACUGUGUGUGCCUGGACGGGUUUACAGGAAACGGUACAACAUGCACAGGUAACGCCGCUCUACACCGACAUCCUACAUAA
Messenger RNA from Branchiostoma belcheri (Belcher's lancelet), 1881 nucleotides. RefSeq names its product IgGFc-binding protein-like. Lineage: Eukaryota; Metazoa; Chordata; Leptocardii; Amphioxiformes; Branchiostomatidae. Gene Ontology annotation, molecular function: calcium ion binding. The record is from RefSeq and is a predicted model, not a curated record. The transcript has 14 exons. Bases 1 to 1881 code for a protein of 626 amino acids.